Sorghum bicolor (sorghum) is the source of this 4048-nucleotide messenger RNA. RefSeq lists its product as uncharacterized. NCBI's taxonomy places the organism in Eukaryota, Viridiplantae, Streptophyta, Magnoliopsida, Poales, Poaceae. The record is from RefSeq and is a predicted model, not a curated record. The transcript has 4 exons. Bases 2907 to 3692 code for a protein of 261 amino acids.
CGUCCUGGUCUCCUGGAUGUGGCUUCUCGUAGCCUCCUCCUCUCCCCGUGCCUCCCCUUCCUCUCUCCCUCUUCCUCCCCCUCUGCCUCCUUCCUCCCUCUCUCUGCCUCUCUCUCCCCACGUGCCGGCGUAGCUAGGCGGAUAGGAUGAGGCAGCGACGCACCGGCUGGCUAGCGGCGUGGGUGGGUCGGCGGCACACGGAUCCAGGGCCUCCAUCGCGGGAUCCAGGGCCUCCACCGACAGUGACCUCCCCAUGCCCGCUCCAUACCGCCUCCCCGCGCCAGCCACGGCGGAUCCAGCGGAUCCAACCCCGGCCGUGGUGGUUUGGGCCCCAGCCAUGGCGGAUCCUACGGAUUUGGCCCCAGCCAUGUCGCCUACGAUGACUUGCUGCCCGUGCCUCCAGGUACUCCACCUCGAAUUCGACCGCCUGGCUCCACCUGUGUCUCUUCCACUCCGCCAUGGAUUAUUUAUCCCGUAGGAUGCUGCUUGCGUCGAUUCGAUUCCCAUGGGCCGUUCCUCGUGAUGCUCUGCUGAGAUUUGUGCAGGAAGGAGGAUGUGCUAGUGACUGUCAUGCUGAUAUGCGUUCUGGUAGUCUGGGGGUUGCAGGAUGCUUCUUUUUUCAGAUCCACUCAUCCAUGUGGUUAUGCAAUCUUCGUAUACCCCUCACCUCCCUGUUGUUCGCUUUCUGAUUUUUAUUCAUUCUUCAUGUUGUAGAAGUAGAACUAAUGGUGGAACACAUGACAUAUAGCACUGCAGCACUGGAUACAAGUAAACCUAGUAUGAUGCUGUCGUCCACUACUGUAUUGUCUAAAACAUAGGAUUGUGCCCAGGAAAAAAUAAUGAUGUAGUUUAAUUAGGAUGUUCUUUUUAGCAGAGACAUUUAUGUGCCCAUGAGGGAAAAUUCUACUACAUGGACAGGGCAUGGUCCCGUCAAUAUGUUCUCAUCAUGAGUAAAUGGCAGCAUUUAUGGUUAAUUUCGUUGAAGAUUUUCAGAUAACUAGAUUACUCUAAUGCCUCAUUAGGUCAUUAAUUGGGUGUUGAGGCAUGGAAGGGGCUCUAUCAGAGCAUCAGGUCAACAUAGAACGGCAAUGGACCAGCUAUGUGACUUAUAAAUAUGGUGAAGGAGAAAACAUACUGAACUCUGGUCACUGGUACAUCUGAAAUUUUGCUCAAUAUGAUGCUAGAUAGAUAAAAUAAACCGCCCUGCUGUGUAGUGGAUUAUCAAUCUAAUAUAUGAUAGUUGUGUCAAAAAAAGAUGAUAGUUGCAUUUUAUCUUCAUGGUGGUUAACUGGUUAUUUGUGGCAGGGAGACAAGUCUAUUGAGUUGGGUAAUGAGGAUGAGGGCUGCUAUAUCACGUCCUAUUGAUAAUUGCAGAUGGGCAAGUACCAUGUUAAAUCAUUACGUAAGUUACUGAUCUAAAGCUAACCACAAACAGGUGACCAGGCAGCAGCUUUUCCCUAACUCCUACAGAAGUACAAACCAGUAGCAAAAAUUCUGAUUAGCUAUUAUGUGUUCCCUUUGUUAUUGAGUAGUGGAAGCUCGCUUUUUUGUGAAUGCUAGAGUGAUGGGGGACUGGGAUUAGUAGGGCCUUGCGAAAUUGGGGGUCAGGAUCAUGUGCAUAUCUCCAAGCAGUUUAAGUCAGAUAAAUGGUUUCUAUACUGCAGUUUUGUGUAUUAUGAUAUUCAAAUACUUUGCACAUUAAGUGAGCAAGUGUGUUACCUGACCCUGCAUUUCUUUGAUCCUGUUUAGAGAAUUUGGAGUUUUGUCAAUUCUGGCUCUGUUAUUUUAACGUCAAGCAUAUUUUAAAGUCUAUAGCUGAUGCCUGCAUCAGACAAGAAUAGAAGGAAUAUGUUGAUUUUACAGCUAAUUGGCAAUCCUGCUAUUGUUCUCAUUAUAUCUAACUCUAGAUAUUCUCUCUACGGACUAGAACUGACAAGAAGUAUGGUGGACUGAGUUUAUCAUAUGAAGAUGUUGGGUCAAGUUCUUGCAGUCACAGGCUGUCAUCGAGUACCAUAGGAAAGUUUGUGCCUUUGUGCCUUUGGAGACUUGCAUGUCUACUGUUUUGUAUGGUUAAAGCUGGUUGCCUCAUGGAAUUAGUUGGGUCAUUUCUUAUGUACGGUUAUACUCGUGUAGUCAAUGUAUUUAAUCUCAAGAACAAUCCGUAUAAUAUGUAUUAUCUGUUUAUGUACUGUUAGGAGUCUUCUAGGUAGCAGCUCCUUGAGUAGAUGUUUUGUAGCAUAAGUUGUAUCUAAAGUUUGUAAAGAAUUUGAUUGCUUCAUAAGUUGUAUCUAAAGCUUGUAAUAAAGAAUUUGAUUACUGAAUUAGAGGAAACAUGGCUGAUUUAUAUAGGACCCAAGUAGUUUUUUUUUUGUUUUUUGAUUGUUAACAGUGACGUGUCUUGUGUAUACACGUCGCUGAUGAGACCAAUAUCAGUGACGUGUUUUUGGCUACACGCGUGGCCUGUAACUCACAUCAGUGACGCAUUAUUGGCAAAGUGCUACAUGGCAAGGCGAGGAUUUAAUGACACUAAAUCAGUGUCAUAAGAUUAUAUGACACUGAAACCACACGUCAUAAACUUAUGACAUUUAGCAAAAAAGAUGUCAUAAAGCAAAAAAGAUGUCAUAAAAUCAUUUUGUGAUAGUGGCUUUUUGACAUUACAGUUUAUGUCAACUUGAUGUCAUAAAACUUAAUUUGUGACAUAAAUUGCAUAUAUUAUGGCAUAAUAGAAUGUUAAAAAGCCACACACUUCUUGUAGUGCAUUAAAGACCAAGAGCGCUCAAACAUCAGGUGCCGAUGCCUCCCAGCCCAGUCAAGCUUCAGCCAAGAGAAAAGGUCUGAAAAGCACCAAGACCCAGCCGAAGCGUCAGAAGACAACAACAUCUUCUCCACCUCAUCCAGUAUCCCCGAUGCAAAUAGCAUCCUCUCCUUCUCCAUCGGAGCCCUGGACACAAGAAGUACCUUCUCCCCCUCGAUCGGUACCCCAGCUGCAAGAAGCACCAAUCGAUGUAUCUGAACAGAUUGCCGAUCCGGUUGAUCUGGGCACAUCAUUGGUCGCCCCUCCAGAACAGACAAUCACCAUACCUCUUCAAGCUGAAGUCGUUCCAUCGGCAAUCCCAGCCAAUCAAACUAUAGUACCAGCUGCAUUUCCACGUCACAGACAGGAAAUCACCCUGAAGCAAGAGCAAGAUUCCCCAAAUAGCCUAUUAUCCUUUGCUAUCGACAUCUCUGAUGAUGAAGGUGAGGAAGCAAGCUCUUCUCAGGCGGUUGGAAUCACAUCGGUAGAAAUCAAGGCCAUGUUGGAAGACUUAUUAGCUCUGUUGCACCAAGACACAGCCCAGCUAGUGGACGAUUCUGAUCUGACCAAAGUCAUAUUCAAGACCCUCCGUGGCCAAAAUCUAGCCGAUGCAGAAGAAAUCCUCUUCCAAGCUGCCCACCUAGAAAGCUGCCAACUCCAGUAUCAGAAGGCUAUUCAGCGCCUUGCCGAUAGAGCUGCUCAUGCCCAGCUCACAGAGGAGAUGCUGCAAGUAAAGCAUGCUGCUGAUGAAAAACACAAGAGCAUCGGCGUUCUGCAGUCCUCAAGAGAUGAGCUGAAACAAAAGAUCUCCAAUCUAUCGGCAAAAAGAGAAGCCCGGCUAGCUGAACUUAAACAAGUGGAAGAAGCCCUAGCUCAAGCUCAACAGGAAGAAAGCUAGCUGCCUGACGCACUCAAGACUCUUCUGCAAGAAAGGGACGUCCAAGCCUGCAAAGCAUUGCACAUGAAGAAGAAGCUGAAGCCAGUGGAGGGCUCUGCCGAUGGAGACACUCGAGAAAUAGAAGAGGCCAACCAGAUUCGUCUACGCGCAAUAUCGGCUAUCCAGGCUUUGCUGAAUUUGUGAACUUUUCAUUGGCAACUUGUUUAGUUUUGUCUUCAAACUUCGAUCAUUUUGGUCUAGCCGAUAGGAUUGUUAUCAGCACUAAAACUCCAUGCAUGGCUUCAGAUACACUUAACAUUGUGUCCAGCCGAUAGGACUGUUAUCAGCAUUUAAACUUUUAUGCAUCAAUCCAAAUA